AUAUCUUACAAGGAAUUCAUCCUGCCGUAUCCUUGCUCCUCGGCUCUGUAAUGGAAUCCAGAAUGAAUCUGAUUUAUGCAACAUGCAUAGUUCAGCACGACCCGCACCGUGCAUGCUCAUUCUCUGCGCUGACAUCCGACUGAUGCCGUGAGACUUCAACUUCAACUUCUCGCCGUUUCAUCAAUCGGGAAACAAAAGCUGGGUUACUUAAUUAUGUCUUGGUACCAGACUGUUGCUGCCCUGCUCGCUAUAGCGGCAGCGUUUUAUCCGUCCAUUGUGGGGCGGUAUCAGACCGUUCGCAUCAUUCUGGACAAUGUCCCGGGAAAAAUGAUCGAGGUGGAUCAGUUCGCGGCAAAGACGAUCGAGUUCGAGAAUGUAUUACGGAAUUGCGAGGACGUGAUCAUGGUUCCGGAGCACAAGUAUGCGAUCUUGAGCUGUGACCCCGGACGGGAUCGCUGGAAUACCGUCCUGGGGAUAUUCAUUACGCCAAACAUUUCGGGUCGGCUGUACCAUUACGAUUAUACGGACACCGCGGGCGAGAGCAAUGGUUUGUAUCCCAUUGAGCUCCACCAGUACGACAAAGUUAUCCACGCUCUGGGGGUUGAACUCCACAAGCCCACCAACACGCUCUUCUUCGUCAACCACGACGCCGACGGCCCCACUAUAGAGGUCUUCCAAUACCAACCCCAGCAGCAUCGCGCCGUGCUGAAGCGUAGCAUCUCGCACCCGCUCCUGAACGCGCCCAACAACCUCGUCGCGUUGAAUGAAAACGAACUGUACAUCACCAACGACCACUACUUCAAACCCGAGUACAGCCGCCCGCUCAACCUCCUUGAGACCUACCUCGCCCUCCCCGGCGGCACAGUGACGUACGUAAACCUCGCCACCAACGCCUUCCGCACCGUCGCCCGCGCCCCCUUUGCGAACGGAAUCGUCAUGUUCAACGCGACGACCCUCGCAGUCGCGUCGACCACCUUCCCCGGCGUAUAUCUCUACUCCGUCGACGCGGCCACCCAUGCCCUGACCCUGCAGCAGACCAUCCGGGCGGGUUUCUUCACCGACAACCUCAGCAUGGACGGCGACGGGAAGCUGCUAAUCGCGGGGCAUCCGUUCCCGAUGGCGUUGGGGACGGUGGCGAGGGAGAAUCAUAGGUAUGACUUCGAAGGGACGGGGGAGGGGCUGGAUGUGAAAGAGCGGCCGAGGGCGGCGAGCGGGGUGGCGGAGUGGGAUGGAAAUGCAGAGGGGGUGCUGAGGCUGUUGUAUUUGGGGAAUGAGUAUGGGACAUCGACGACGGCGGUGAGGGACGUGAGGGAGAAGAUCGGGAUUGUGGCCGGGCUUUAUGAGAAGGGGAUUUUGGUCUGGAGGGAGUGAUGUCUCGUCGAGUCGGGUUGGAUGGCAGGUGGAGAUAUCCUGGGUGGGCAGCAAUAGGUAAUGGCCAGUGGAACUGUGGGUGGGCGGCUCUAAAGGGUAAUGUUAAAAUGGUUCGCUCCUUGUUAUCACCUUUUGACAUAAUUUGAAGUCCCAAGUGGGUAAUCAUCCCCUCUCUAGGAAUAGUGUAAUACUCUAUGCAGCGGACCGAUCCCCCAUUCGAUACUCACUCGCCAAUCGCUUCCUGGACAUAUCAAGGCCGUGUCUAAGCACUCUUUAUUGAUAAUACACACCGUUCCCACCGAAUCGCCAAACACCUCCCUUGCAAUGCAAUUGGUCACUUUUGUCUAGUUCUUGCCUUUGGCUUCGGCCUCCGCAGCCAACCGGUCGUGCUCCUCAAUAUCC
Eremomyces bilateralis CBS 781.70 is the source of this 1773-nucleotide messenger RNA. Its product is annotated as calcium-dependent phosphotriesterase. NCBI's taxonomy places the organism in Eukaryota, Fungi, Ascomycota, Dothideomycetes, Eremomycetales, Eremomycetaceae. The transcript is spliced from 3 exons. The record is from RefSeq and is a predicted model, not a curated record. Bases 214 to 1371 code for a protein of 385 amino acids. Gene Ontology annotation, molecular function: arylesterase activity.